Molecule: messenger RNA, 5883 nt
Organism: Lodderomyces elongisporus
Lineage: Eukaryota; Fungi; Ascomycota; Pichiomycetes; Serinales; Debaryomycetaceae
Product: putative ubiquitin-protein ligase
Exons: 1
Coding region: 1-5883 (1960 amino acids)
Biological process (GO): ubiquitin-dependent protein catabolic process via the N-end rule pathway
Molecular function (GO): ubiquitin protein ligase activity; zinc ion binding
Source: RefSeq, a predicted model, not a curated record
AUGAAUGAAGAACUAAAGAGGUUUUUAUUAUUUGCGCCUUCGCGGUAUAAUUACGAAGUAGAUGCAAAUGUAAGGAAGGAAUUGCGGAAACGACUAAUCUUAUCAGUUAGUAAAAGCGGAGAGUAUUUGGAUUGGCUUUUUCCCGAGGUAUCCAAUUUGGAAAGAACUCUUGAAAAGGAUUUUGAUUGGGAAUUUGCAAACUAUUUGAAAACAUUGAGCAUCAAAAGGGAUGUACAGAACACUCAUGAUCAUUCUGCAUUCCAUCCAAAUCAGCCAUGUUCAAAAAUAUUUAGAAGAGGAGAGCCUAUUUACAGAUGUCUUACAUGUGGUAUUGACGAGACUUGUGCAAUGUGCUCACAUUGUUAUCAGCCAGAGGAGCACAAGGAUCAUGAUACAUACAUAGCCAUAUGUCUUCGAGAAAAUGGUGGAGUUUGUGAUUGUGGAGAUCCCGAAGCCUGGAAAAGACAGGUCAAGUGUCCCUAUGCCUUGACCGACUCUUUUGUAAAGGAUAGAGAGAUACCAAGCGAAUUUAGUGAGGCAAUACACGAUACUCUAAGUGUUGUACUAGACUAUAUUAUUGACGCAAUGUCCAGAAGUGAUACUCACCUUGCGCAAGCUCCGCAUGACGAAAAAAAUGCUGUCAUUCGUCAAACUCAAUUAAGCGCUUUCGAACCUCAUGGAUAUGCCAGCUGCCCAGCGGAGUUUCAAGACCAAACAAAUGGUAAUUUCAGUCUUGUGUUGUACAAUGACCAAAUUCAUCAUUAUAGAGAAGCCAUUCAGCGUGUGCGACUAGCGAGUGGCAAGUUUAAAGAUUUUGCCACAAUGAUUACCGAAAAAGUACAAAAUUAUGGUAGGGCGAAGGUGAUAACUUCUAAAAAUUUGGAUCUCUUGAUAGAAAGACAAAAUAUUUUGAACUCCACUGGUAUGACAUCGUGUAUCAGGAGCGACAGAGACAUAUUUCGAGAGGAUAUUUGUGAUGAGAUGAUCAAUUGGUUGAAUGAUUAUACGGAAAGUGAGUUUUUCAAAGCUAGCAAAGUAGCGAAAGAUAUUUUCUGCCAAACAUUUUGUGAGCCAUGGACUUGCGGUGUAACAAAAGAAAAUGAAAGUAAAAAUGAAAAUGAAAAUGAAAGUAAAAAUGAAAGUGAAAGUAAAAUUGAAAGUAAAAAUGAAAAUGAAAAUGGAAACGAAAUUGAAGAUCAAGAAAAAGAAAAAGAAAAAGAAAGUGUUUUCAGCAUGGAAGAUGGACUAGCUUUAUUACGAAAAGGAAAAUUGAAUAAAAACCUCAGUAUACCAAAUGCACGCUCUCUUCAUCACCAUCACCAUCACCAUCACCAACAGCGUCGAAUGCAAGAGGAUGUGAAUUCUUUUAAUCUGGAUAAAAUCUGUCCCACUUGUGAAGUUCAUAUCAAAGGCAAUACAGAUAAAUAUGGAUCUCGCUUACAGUACAUCAUAUAUUUUGAUGUUCGAUUCUGGAAAUCGGCGCGUAUAAUAUUGCGAGACAUGUUUUCGACCUCGUUGAUCACAAACUUGGAGUUUAAGAAUACUCUCUCAAGUCAAUAUGUCGACAUAUAUACUGGAGUAGCCAACAAUUGUAUGAUUGUUGACCGUGAACCAGAGCAAAAUCUCAUGACAACGUUAUCAACCCAAUUGUUUAUGAGUCAAAGCAAUUCAAAAUCCAUUAUUCAGCGAGGCGAUUUCAUCUCCAUUCUUCAAUCGAUUCACGCAUUCCUAACCUCGAGGUUAUCAUCUCCAAAUUCAAAACUCGAAUUUGAGAGAGAGCUUUCGAUGAAGGACUUGAAGAGCCGAAGAUGGGGACAACUAUUCUUUGACAUUAGCUUUGUUAUCAACAAAGGAAAGGAGCAUAGAGACGUUUUGAGCAAAGAGAGUAUUGCCAUAAUUUGUGAUAUUCUAGAACUUUUUCAAGGAAGACCUCCUUUGAAACGCGAGACCGAAAACCAUAUAGAGUACGAAAAUUCAGACUAUACCACCAUUUUUCAAUCAGUGCAGACCAUCUACAAGUUUGCCGAGUUAAGUGCUGAUUCAAUGAACUCAGCCGAAAAUACAGUAUAUAAAAAACAUGAACGUGCACGUUCUGCAAUAUACGAAGUGCUCAAAUACUUACGAGAUUUGGACUUUGGCAAAAUAUCGGGCGUAAAAUAUGAAAACACCGAUAUCAAUUUGACUUUUGACUUGGUUUUAAAGGAGCCAAUCACUGGUAUGAUGAUGAAGCUGUCAAAAGUCGAGUGCAACAAAGUUAGCUUUCUUCACCCAUUGCAUUCAUUCCUCAGUUGGUUGAUUGAGUAUGCAAAUUUUCCUACUAUGGAUACAUUGCGAGAUAUUUUACAAAAAGUACAGAAUGAAAAUGUGGUAGGCUCAUAUAUAAGUAUUGAGAGCAUAAUUUUCGAUUAUCCAAUAAAGGCGAUUGUUCUUUUAUCACAAAUCAAAGCAGGUUUUUGGGUGCGAAACGGGUUUAGUGUUAAAUCACAACUGCAUUUGUACAGAAAUAGUGGUAUUAGGGAUUAUGGAUAUAUGCGAGAUUUGUAUCUCAUACAGAUUUUAUUGAAUAUUGCCCAUCCUGAAUUUGUUACCUUUUUCUUGCUCGACCGGUGGUCUUUAAAUGGGGAUUGGUUAAUGACUUCAGUGUAUGAGGAGAACAUUCUUCCUUACAUGCUUGAAGAAUGCCUUGGUUUUUUCAUCCAUUUAAGUACUGAAAGUAUUUUUUUGAGAGGAAUUUCUGAAGAUGACUUGAGAAGAACACAGAUAGAACAGGAAAUUAUACACAACUUGUGCUUUGAGCCUCUCGGCUAUAAGAAGUUAUGUUCAUACAUACCUGAAAAUAUUGUUAAUGACAAAAAGUUUGACAUUAUAUUGAAUGAAAUAACAAUUUACAAAAAACCUACCGGCUCCAAUGACGCAGGCGUACUUCAGCUCAAAGAUAAGUACCUUGACGAGGUCAAUCCAUACUAUUCAAACUAUACAUUGAACCGACGCGAGGAGGCAUUGAAAUUUGUCAAAGCUAGAAAGCUUGAGAAAAUAGCGAGUUCAAAAGAGAAAAAAGUACCUAUUGUUAUUGAACCGGUGUCUAUCAAGUGCCAGAUUUUAGACAAUUAUAGCCACGUGGUAAACUUUUCAACAACGUCAUAUUUUCAAAGUUUUCUUUUGAAAAUUUUACUUUACGUGCAAAGAAAUGAUUGCGAAAAAGUUGAAUCAUUGUUUGAAACUGCGUUGCACUUAAUAAUGAUUUGCAGCUUGGAAGACUUGAUUGAUAAGCAGCAUGGCGAUUUCUACACUAGAUUCAUUGAGUGGACUAAAGUGGAAGAAAAGCUAUCUGUUUCAAUUUGUCAACUUUUAUACAGUUUUUUAUCGAAUUCUGCAUAUGGAGCUUUUCAUGAUAAAAUUCGCGCAAUCUUUGAUCUAAUUGGAAGCAAACAUAGUCAGCUCCUUACUUUUAUGGAGGAACUGAUUCCUAAUUUUGAUCUGCAAAAUCUACACAAUGAUUUGGAAAAAUCAUCAUCAGUCAAGGAUGAAGCUGCUAAGAAAAAACGUUUAGCAAAAAAGAAACAAAAUCGGUUGAUGGAAAAAUUCAAAAAGCAGCAAGCACAAUUCUUGGAAAAUAAUGUAAAAGGAGAGAGCCUUGAUGAUAACUUUGAAGACGUUGACAUGGGCCAGGGAAAUGAUGAAAACAACGAGAAAAAGUCAUGGUCGGUUCAAGAACAACACUGUAUACUAUGCCAAGAUACCAACACCGAGAAUGAAGCACUCUAUGGUAUGGUUGCUAAUAUAGCACAGGCUGCUACGUUUCGGAACGUUCCAUUUGAAGAUGAUUAUUGGUUUUUGAAAGCCUUUUCAAGUGCAGCAAACUUGAAUCUGCGAGAGGACCAGUUAUCGCAAGAUUCCAAAACCACAAGCCAUUGGCACUCAUAUAUGUCCAAGAUUAAAAAUGAAAAUACGUUUGGUCCUGGUUUUGACAUUGCUUCGGCAGUAGAUAGCAAGCUUGUAUCGCUGAGCUGUGGACAUGUCAUGCAUUUCCAAUGCUAUCUCAACUAUGUAGCUAGCAGCCACGCACGCCUGACACAAAUUACGAGAAACACGCCAGAAAACUCGCAAGAAAUUUUAUGUCCAUUGUGCAAAUCAGUCAAUAAUGUUUUCAUUCCAAUAUUUGGCAAAUGCAACUCUCAAAGUUUGAAGCAGUAUUUGAGUAAAGAACCAACAUCAAUCAGCACCACCGCCUCCAUGACUACUACUACUACUACUAAUACUACUACUACUGAUACUACAACAUCAAUUCCAUUACUAACAUCACAGUCAUGCGGCAACCCUUUUGCCAACAUGAACAUGGAGCUGUUCAUGAAACCUGAGUACCGUGAUCUGUUCUUUUCUUUGUAUAAACAGGACUUAAGGUUCCUUCUUGGCCCAGAGGAAGAUUCCGUAUGGUUUGCUUGGGAAGGUUUCGAGGGAGACAAAUUCCACACGAUGAUGGAAGCUGUGCAUUCUGCAUUUAAAACCAUCACAUUCCCAUUGAUAGUGGAGCCAACCUCGCCCGAAAUUCUUUCCAAUACGAUCAAGUCUACUGAAAUUGCUUUGCGAGGUAUCAAUUCUCCUCAUCUGUUGAUAAUUCAUCAAAUGACAAAUAGCGCAACAAGUUUGCUUCAAAAUAUAAACAAUUUAAGGUUGUCCUUAAUAGAUAUGGCGCUAAGUGGAAGGAAACCAGUAAUUGGGAAAGACCCAAGAAUCAUGAUGAUGACAACCAUCCUAUCCUUUACACCUGAGAAUAUAAAUUCAACAUUGACACAAGGUGAUUUUUUUGAAAUCUUGGUGAGUAUUAUACCUGCUCCAUCGUUGGGGCUUUCUUUCAAUUCCAUAUUAAGGUUCAUUUUUGUUUGUCAUGUUAUACAGACUUUGCACAUCCUUUGGAGAGAACUAGAGUCAAAUUCGAGAAGGGGCCGCAAAUAUUCCUUUGAGGAUAUUCCAAGAUACAAGUUUCUGACAAAACAAGAUCACGAUUCUGCCGGUGCAUCUUUUCGUCGGUUCCAGAGCUUUGGAGGAGGAGGAGGAGGAGGAGGAGGAGUGGCACAUUUCAACAUCUCAGAUUCCGUUAUAUACACCAUGUUGUUGAAGGCAAUUACACCAUUCUUGAGGAGAUCGCUUCUCUUGGCUUUUGUACAGUGUGCUAAUGAUGCAGAAUUGGACAUAUUUGAUAAUGGCUGUGAUAAUGAUUGUGAGAAGAAUGAAGAUCAAAACAACAGUGUCGCGGAAGCCGAUACUCUUUGCUCCACUUUGAAUUUGCCUUCCUUGAAAGAAAUUUUAGUCUCGUUAAAUGAAGAAAACUCUUGGGAAAAUGCUUUAUUCACAAAUUUCAUUAGUUUCUUGAACAAGAAAAAUUCAGAGGUAUUGUUGAUCAAAAGACUUGAGUAUCCUGGUAUAAUCAGCCUCAUUGAUUUACCUGAAAGAUUGGAUUACAUAUUCUCUAGGUAUUAUUACCUGGAUAAAUUUGGUAACCCUCAUCGAUUUAUUGAGGACCCAGCCAUUUGUCUCGUAUGUGCCAAAGUUGUUGAUCUUCAAAAGCAAGCCACUGGAUGCAACGAAGGCGAAUGCACCGUUCAUUACCAAAAAGAGUGUAAGAGUGGGUUAGGGAUUUUCUUGAUCCCAAAGGAUCGAACAAUGUUGCUUCUACAUAAAAAUGGUGGUUCUUUUUACAAUGCACCGUACCUAGAUGACCAAGGUGAACUUCCUGACGAGAACAAGCGUACUAAGGCUUUGCAUUUGAUGAAACCAAGAUAUGAAGAUUUUAAUAGAAACGUUUGGUUGCUGCACAACAUUCCAAAUUAUAUUGCAAGAAACUUGGAUAGUGUUUUAGACCCAGGUGGUUGGGAAACGCUAUAA